This is a messenger RNA of Belonocnema kinseyi, 404 nucleotides long. Its product is annotated as histone H2A-like. The transcript has a single exon. Gene Ontology annotation, cellular component: nucleosome. The annotation marks the transcript as partial. NCBI's taxonomy places the organism in Eukaryota, Metazoa, Arthropoda, Insecta, Hymenoptera, Cynipidae. Gene Ontology annotation, molecular function: structural constituent of chromatin; protein heterodimerization activity; DNA binding. The record is from RefSeq and is a predicted model, not a curated record.
AAAGUCAAGGGAAAGUCAAAGACUCGUUCCAACAGGGCUGGUCUUCAGUUCCCAGUUGGUCGAAUUCAUCGGCUUCUUCGCAAGGGAAACUACGCUGAACGUGUUGGUGCUGGAGCUCCAGUUUACUUGGCAGCUGUCAUGGAAUACUUGGCUGCUGAAGUUCUUGAAUUGGCAGGAAAUGCCGCGAGAGACAACAAAAAGACGAGAAUCAUCCCUCGUCAUCUUCAACUCGCCAUCAGAAACGACGAGGAAUUGAACAAACUGCUCUCUGGAGUCACUAUCGCCCAAGGUGGUGUAUUGCCUAACAUCCAAGCUGUUCUUUUGCCCAAGAAGACCGAGAAGAAAGCCUAAGUUCUAAAAUUUUAAUUUAACAAGCAAAUAACAAUCGGCCCUUUUAAGGGCCA